Cladophialophora psammophila CBS 110553 is the source of this 1506-nucleotide messenger RNA. RefSeq lists its product as uncharacterized. Gene Ontology annotation, cellular component: cytoplasm. Bases 1 to 1506 code for a protein of 501 amino acids. The transcript has a single exon. Gene Ontology annotation, biological process: protein transport. NCBI's taxonomy places the organism in Eukaryota, Fungi, Ascomycota, Eurotiomycetes, Chaetothyriales, Herpotrichiellaceae. The record is from RefSeq and is a predicted model, not a curated record.
AUGUCUCUCUCAAUCCAGCUUCCUCAAACCGGGCCAUAUCACCCAGGCUCCCACUUCAGCGGUACCCUUUUCCUCACCUCGGCCAGGUCCAUUCCCAUUGGCUCCAUCGUCAUCACUUUCACUGGCCUGUCUCGCGUUACAUUGACUCAGAACUAUGGAGAUCUCAGUGUUUCGAGCACCGAUUAUCACUCGCGCGAGGUCCUCUUUCAGCGUGAGAAGGUGUUGUAUACUGGAGGGAAAUGGACGCACAGUGCCGGUGAAUAUAGUUGGCCGUUUGGGUUUAAAGUGCCCGAGUACGCCGAUGAUAGAAUGAUGUCAAGGUGUCUAGCCCUUCAAAGGACCGUCCAAGGUAUCCAAAAGCAUGACUUGCCGCCGACUAUGCUGUAUAGUUGUCGGGGAUUUGUUUGUGCUGUGGAGUAUAUUCUCGAAGCGACAUUGAGGCCGCCGUUAAGCUCUCCUAUGGCGACCAUAGGGAAAAGCAUCGCCGCAAAAAGUUCGAUCAAUAUCCUGCCCCAGAACACUGCAAGGAUAGGUGCAACUCAGAAUCCUACCAGUCGAGUUGAUCAGUCUUAUGUCCGCCAUCACCAAGUGUUCAAACUCCCCCGAGGGAAGACGCAUGUCUCCCUUCAAAACCCAAUGUCUCGAAUCCUGAAGCUUUCAAAAUUGCAACGUGAUGGCCGCAAAGAAGGAUUGGCGGCUGCUGAACCUUCACUCAGUAUUUCUGUCCUUCUGCCACGGAGAAUAGAGAACAGAGAAGACUAUUCGACAAUGAGCAUAUUGUUCUCUGGCCAAUCACUCAGCAACACCAAAACGUGUGCAACAACUGGCAUAGAAAGUCUGCCUCCAUCGGCUGCGACAAGCCUCACAAUCAAAAGCAUGAAGAUCGCAAUCAUUCAACACACGAAGGUCCAAGCAGGGCACCACCCAUCAACCUCCACGCGCAAGACGUAUACGCGAAAAACAACAUGCUCACUGCCACUCUCAAUCAGUCAGUGUGAGACAUUUCCGUCUGGCACCGACGGGGCAGGCACCAUGGAAAUAUCCGCCUAUAUGGAGGUCGACCUCGCCGAGGUCACUCAACUGCGCAUACCAAGAGAGAGUCUUGUCCUGGAUUUUGCGACAUAUAAUGCUGCAAUUGAGCAUACGCUGAAUUUGGAGAUUGGAAUCGAAUACGAAGGCAGGGAAUUUAAGUUUGCGUGCCAGGAUGUGCCGAUUAGAGUGGUGCCUGCUAGUAGUAUGCCUGAGCAGAGUGUCGUCCAGGCAGAGUACCCGAGAAUCCAGAGGCAGAGUGAGUAUGGGCUGGCACGUGUUGGAAUUGGAAGACUCGUGGCGCAGUCUUCUAACCAACAAGAUCAGGAUGACGGAAGUGAGGCCCAGGCUGGUGGUCGUGGGGAGGGAGAUUGGGUCAUCCCGCCACCUGAGGCGGGCUCAAUAGGCGGUCAUUCUUACAGCGAAACCGACGCAUUCUUCUCGCAACCCCCGCCGAGGUAUGCGCCGAGGACUUAA